UUUUGUCUCCUACAAUGGGGGGUAUUUAAAAUAGCGCAUAACCCGUGAAACCCCUCCCCAGCAGGGAUCUCACUGAUUAUCCGAAACCUUGGACUUUUUUGACCCGUCCCGUUUUUGAAAACUUGACCCGAUGUUUUUCUUAACGCAUGACAUUGCUCCUCACUCCAAGAAAUUGGAAGUCUAUUGAACCGUGCUCGUGUGUCUUCAGUUAGUUGUCGAAUUUACUCUACUUUUUUUAGUGAACUUCUUCGUGGACUUUAUUCUUAUGGUUUUGAGAAACCCGCAGCCAUUCAACAGCAUGUUAUCAAACAAAUUAUAAUAGGACGCGAUAUUAUUGCCUUGAGUCCACCUGGUACUGGAAAGUGCCAGUUUUUGUAUUGGUUUGCUUCAGUCAAUUUGUAUGUAUGAUCGUGAAACUCAAGCUCUAGUGUUGGCACACACCCGUGAAAGUGCUGUCAACAUUCAAAAGACAAUUUUGGCGCUUGGUGAUUACCUAAAUGUUCAGUGCCACGCGUGUGUUGGAGGCACCAAUAUUCAUGAGGAUAGACGCAAACUGGAUUAUGGACAACAUAUUGUUACUGGAACGCCUGGGCGUGUUUUUGAUAUGAUUAGACGUCGCAAUCUACGUACUCGUUCAAUUAAAUUAUUGGUUAUUGAUGAAGCUGAUGAGUUGCUUGGAAACUCAUUUAGAGAACAAGUUAUUUUUGUCUGCUCAAAAUCGACUCCAGAUUUGGAUGAAAUGGCAAGUCGUUUGAUGACAGUUCCAGUUCGUAUUGUUAUCAAAAGUGAUAUAAAUAAUUGUGCACAAUUUUAUAUAAAUGCAAAUCCAAAAGAAUGGAAACCGGACAUAUUAUUUGAUUUGGUUGACUUGAUGGGAUUUGCUACACCUAUAGUCAAUAUGUUAAAAGAAACGACGGGCGAUGAAGCUAAUUGUUUUUGUUUGCAUUCGGGAUUGAAAAGAAAUGAGCGUGUUGAAAUUAUUAAAAAGUUUCGAGAAAGUGAUGAAAGGUUUGUAUGUUAUUAA
Messenger RNA from Meloidogyne enterolobii, 1024 nucleotides. NCBI's taxonomy places the organism in Eukaryota, Metazoa, Nematoda, Chromadorea, Rhabditida, Meloidogynidae. The record is from the annotation of a GenBank genome assembly.